AUGCGCGUUGCCUUCCUCCUCCUCACCUUCCUCGGUACCUCCGCCGCCUUUGCUCCAGCGGGCGACCCGUACCUCCGGCACGGGCGCUCUCUCGAGCCCACCGGGCUCUUUGCCCGCGAGAACUGGGGCUACGACGGCAGUGGCCAUCACCCUUCCGUUUCUGUGAGCAGCGACAAGAACACUGGUGCCGACAUCGCCAUCAUCGCUGCCCAGUCCAAUGCUGAGGGUACACCCACCAUCCUCGGCGACGCUCUCGAUGGCGGCCGUGCUCAACAGAUCCAGGACGCCUUCAAGAACCUCGGCUUCUCUGGCGCCGCUGGUUCGACCGUCCGCAUUAUCGGUGCCGAUGGCGACCCCGCCAAGACCCUUCUCAUCACCGGGGUCGGCAAGGAGGUUGGUCCCGAGCAGCUGCGUCGUGCUGCCGGCGUCGGUCUGCGUGCCGCCACUGGGUCUGCCGAGAAGGUAGCCGUCCUGUUCCCCACCGACGGCAAUGACGUCUUGCACGCCGUCGCAGAGGGAGCCGUGAUGGGCUCUUACUCCUGGAGCAAGUACAAGUCUAAGAAGACCGUACCCGUCCAGGAGAUCGUCGUCGUCAGCGGCGGCGACAGCGGCGUCGUUGACCGCGCUUCGACCCUCACCAAGCACGUCAACAAGGCUCGAGACCUCGUCAACACCCCUCCCAACGACCUCUACCCCGAGAACUUUGCGCAGAUGGCCCAGGACGCUGCCAAUGCUGUCGGCGCGUCCGUGGAGAUCUGGGACGAGGACCGCCUCUGUGAGGACGGCAUGAACGCCAUCCUCGCCGUCGGGUCUGCCUCGGCCCGUAAACCUCGCCUCGUCAAGGUCUCAUACAACCCUCAGGGUGCCUCCAAGCAUGUGUCGCUCGUUGGCAAGGGCAUCACCUUCGACUCUGGAGGCCUGUCGAUCAAGCCCACGAGUGGCAUGUGGGAGAUGAAGGGCGACAUGUCUGGUGCUGCAAUCGUGAUGCACGCCGCGCUCGCUGCCGCCGAGCUCAAGCUGAACACCCGCGUCACCGCCUGGUUGUGCCUGGCCGAGAACCUGGUCGACGGCGAGGGAUACCGCAACGGUGACGUCUUCACCGCGUACAACAACAAGUCGAUCGAGGUGUUGAGCACGGAUGCCGAGGGCCGUCUCGUCAUGGCUGACGGUCUGGGCAUUGCCUCCACCGAAAACCCGGAUAUUCUCAUCGAUGUCGCCACACUUACCGGUGCCCAGGUCACUGCCCUUGGUGAGCGUACUGCCGGUCUUAUGGGCGACCAGGGUGCCAUCGACCGCGUCAUCGCUGCCAAGGACCACACUGGCGAGCCGUUCUGGGCCAUGCCCUUCCCCGAAGAGCUCCGCGCCGACCUCGACUCGUACACCGCCGACAUCAAGAACGUCGGCUCCGGCCCCGGUGGUAUGCUCAUCGGCGGCAUCUUCCUCAAGGAAUUCGUCGGCGAGGGCGCCAAGGACAAGUGGGCACAUCUCGACAUCGCCGGCCCUGCGUUUAACGCCGGCUCCGCUUACGGAUACCAGCCCACUGAGGGCACGGCGUUCUCCCUCCGUACUCUCGUCAAGAUCGCCGAGCUCAUCAACCAGUAG
Messenger RNA from Trichosporon asahii var. asahii CBS 2479, 1602 nucleotides. RefSeq names its product leucyl aminopeptidase. Gene Ontology annotation, molecular function: metalloaminopeptidase activity; manganese ion binding. Gene Ontology annotation, biological process: proteolysis. Gene Ontology annotation, cellular component: cytoplasm. The transcript is spliced from 2 exons. NCBI's taxonomy places the organism in Eukaryota, Fungi, Basidiomycota, Tremellomycetes, Trichosporonales, Trichosporonaceae. The record is from RefSeq and is a predicted model, not a curated record. The coding region runs from base 1 to 1602 and encodes 533 amino acids.